UCAUCUAUUAGGAUGUCUUCACAUGGCCUCUAAAAUCAGCUGUUUAUUCUUUUAAUCUCGCUCUGUUUACUAGUGGCUGUUGACAGUUCGCUGCAUGGCUUGAAACUAAGGGUGCACCGAUCGCAAUUUUCUGGGCAAUCGCCGAUUACCGAUGUGGUGCCUUGCAGCAAGGAAGUCGUAGGUUUGAAUACUGGCCUGAGCUAUAUCUGCUUGGAGUUUGCAUGUUCUUCCCAUAAGCACCAGGGGAAUCUGGCUAUUAAAAAAGUUACAUUGUUAUUUGUUUUGAGUGCCUCUAUAUUGCUAUGUGAUGGCCUCUUACUGGAGAGAGGCACCAUAAAGCCCGAAGGCUGGGAUUCAAGGUGCUACAAACUGCAUGCUGUCCUAGUUUAAUACUUGAUCAGUUGAAAAAGAUCAUAGAAGCAUAUGAAGUUGAUGCAAAAACCUGUAAAACUAGUUUUGUAACAUUACAUGAACUUAGUAUGAACACCGGUGAGCUGCACCUGGGAGAAACAGACAGAAACAAGCGCAACGUGAAGGCGCUCUGUUGUAACUGCUCUUCCUCCUUCUGCCGGAGUUGAGGUUAGCUUUGAGAGCAGCUUUGCCCUCAGUACAGAGACAACUCUUCCGGUGCCAACCUCAAACUCUGACAGACACUGAUCACAGUAAGACAUCCGAGCAACACCUUUUAAAGACAAGCCGCUUUGAAAUACGCAACCAUUCAGACGAAGUAGUAGGAAGCAGAAACUGAGGCAGAUAGGAAGCCUUUAAAAGAGACGGUGAGUUGACCUCCUGAGCUUCUAGUGUGCUAGAAGUCAGAGGAAGGAGAUGCUGCUGAGGUGAAGGGAAAGGAUUAAGGUGUUAAAGCUUAAGUUCCUGAUGGCGUCUGCUUCUGGUAGCAGAGAGAAGGAUCAGCCUCCAAGACUGCCUGUCAAACAACACAGACGUUCCAGUGUGGAGUCAGACUCUGUUUUCAGCCCUGCUGGGUUUCAACAUCCCAGCUUUGCAUACAGCGAUGUCUUCUCAGAGCCCACCGACUGUCAUGCAGCCCAGUGUCCCAUCCACCAGCGCUACGAUCCGUUCAAACACCAGACGAGAUUCUUCUCCGAUGGCACACCACCUCCUGUUCCAAAGAAGAAGCUGACCCGCGCCCUCUCUCUUCCCGGCAUUGAGCCACCUGCAUACUGUUCCCUCUCUCCACUCUCUCCUCUGCAAAGACAUCCUCAGAACUUUGACAACCCCCUCUACAUGAUGGCACCGAUACCUGAUACUUCUAUGCAUGAGGAGACUCAAGACUUGAAACCAGCCAGAAGAAGCCCUAUUCCCUUGCAGCCCCUGUCCCAGCUGUCCUUUGAUACCCCAGAUGAACACCUAGCCUCCGUCUUUGGGAGCUUUGAGGACCAGCGUGUUGUCUCAGGGAGGAUUCAGCAUCGUCAGCUGCUCUUCCUUCGAAGCAUGGCUCAGAGCGUUGAGGAGCGCAGCAUCCUAAAGGUGAAAGAAAAAGAAUGCGACUCAUAUGAGCCUCAGGAUUUCCUGCUGUGUGAGGGUAGCAAGCCAAAGAAGAUCGGAGGCAAGACCUACUACAGCCUCCAGAGCCCAAAGUUCCCAGGGAGGGUUCUUGGUUUGAGGGCAUGCAAAGGGACGAAGAACGCUCCAUUGACUCGUAACAAAGAAAACCUGCACGCGAAUGUGCAAGAUGCCAUCGCUUAUUUUCAACCAAGCAUUGAUAAGGAAAGCGAAACCAACGCAACGCAAGAUCUUUCCACCACUGGAGAGUCAGACUGCAGGGCUCCUGAUCCACCAGACGGAGGCAGCAACGAGAAAGCGCCUUGUUGUCCCAGCAUGACGUCUCUCACAGUUAACUCUCUCCUUCAGAGAGGACACUGUGUGAGCGUGGAACGUGAUCUGCCGCACGCCACCCUGGAGGACUUUGUUCAGGACAGCUGCUUGGUGCAGCCCAGCGACUGUCAGAAUUACAACAGACAGGUGUGUGUUCUGGUGCUGCAGGUCCUAAUGGGUUCACACCACCUGCACAGCAACAGUGCUGCUGCAGCUGAGCUCAGACCCAGAGAGAUCCUUCUGGUCUGGCCCGGCAGGCAGAGAUGGAAAGGGAGAGAUGUGCUGGAACAGGAUGGUCAAAUAGGUUGGGUGCAGGAGUUAUGGAGGAAAUAUGGCUGUCCUCGUGUGCUAGUGACACCACAGUCUGCUGCUUUGGCCCCUCAGGCUCUGACCUCCAUUAAAUGCCAAAUGGGAGCCCUAAUUCAGUUCUGCCUGCGCCCACAAGAAGCUCACAAAGACCCUACUCUGUCUGUAUACCGAACAGGGCUUCUUCAUUUGUCCUCUCUGCUUCAGAGUGAGAGCGGUCCCCAGAUGACAGACAUAAUAGCCAUGCUGCAGGUGCUCCUGUGGGGGCCACGGGUCUCCAUAUCCAACCACAGAGGCUCCUUGUCGCUCACGGCUGUGCAGAACUGGCUGACUGUCAAGCGAGCCCUGCUGGUGAUGAAGCUGGCAGAGGUGGGACUGAUCCAGGAUCAGUCUGGUGUGGACUGGGAGGACUGCAUGUGUCUGAAGUAUCUGCCAUUUACUGAUUCUGAAACGGUCAUGGGUGCAGCUAUGCAGCUUUCCAACAUCCUGAGCUGAAUUUAGCAAGAUAUUUUUAUAAUCCAUCAGGAGCAGAGGACAAAAUACUUUCAGAGAGGUUCAUCCUUCCUUUAGCUCCUCUGUUCAUAUUGAUGUAAACUGGUCUGAUAAAAUGUUUAAUUUGUCAAAAUAAACAUCAAAAAGAUGAGAUCUGUCCCC
Molecule: messenger RNA, 2796 nt
Organism: Xiphophorus hellerii (green swordtail)
Lineage: Eukaryota; Metazoa; Chordata; Actinopteri; Cyprinodontiformes; Poeciliidae
Gene: peak3
Product: inactive tyrosine-protein kinase PEAK1
Exons: 4
Coding region: 877-2637 (586 amino acids)
Biological process (GO): protein phosphorylation
Molecular function (GO): protein kinase activity
Source: RefSeq, a predicted model, not a curated record